Messenger RNA from Mytilus californianus (California mussel), 3783 nucleotides. Its product is annotated as toll-like receptor 4. NCBI's taxonomy places the organism in Eukaryota, Metazoa, Mollusca, Bivalvia, Mytilida, Mytilidae. Gene Ontology annotation, molecular function: protein binding; transmembrane signaling receptor activity. Gene Ontology annotation, cellular component: membrane. The transcript has a single exon. The record is from RefSeq and is a predicted model, not a curated record. Gene Ontology annotation, biological process: inflammatory response; immune response; toll-like receptor signaling pathway. Bases 537 to 3029 code for a protein of 830 amino acids.
UCUAAAUUUAACAAAUUUAUUUCCUAAUAUGUAUAUGCGGAAAUUUUUCAAAUAUCCAGAUCAAAGUUGGAAUGUUAGAAUCAGUGUACAAUUCACCAUCUUUACGGUGCAAACUUUUGUUGAAAUUAUUAAAAAAGGAACUAUUAAGCCGGAAAUGUUCAAAGGAAAAUAAUACCCUGAUCAGGAAAUUAGUUAACUCGAAUAAUUGAGCACCUCUUGCGGUCGGUGUUCUCCAGAGUUAAUAUAGUGUUCUCGGUGAGCGGAAUAUAACGACUGGAUUAUUCAGGUUAGAAAUUAGUGGGAAAUUCCGAUUAUAACGACUGGAUUAUUUGGGUUAGAAAUUAGUGGGAAAUUCCGAUUAUAACGACUGGAUUAUUCGGGUUAGAAAUUAGUGGGAAAUUCCGAGGUUUAUUGACGCAGGAUAUGAACUUAAGUUUAACUGUAUUAUCUGAUAAUAUAUAUAAUUAGUUCCGUUGAUAGUGAAAACGAGGUACUAAAAAUUUAAUUUUACUUUUCUCUGCGUUAUUACAGCUACAAUGAAAGUUCUAAGGAUAGUCUACGUGGCGUCGUUAUUCCUCAUAAAUAAAAGUAUAUCUUCAAAGUGUAAAACAACUAGAACCGUAAAUGACGUGUCUACGGAUUGUCAUGGAAGGGGUUUCCGGUAUGUGCCCAGAAAUAUUCCUAACGAUACUACAUAUUUAGACUUGUCUGACAAUGAGUUGUCCGUUAUAUUUAACUUCGCGUUUUCAAGUCUAAAAAAUGUUUCUAGUUUGAAAUUAUUAUCCGCUCAGAUAUCAGUUAUCGAGUCAAAAGCGUUUUCUGGAUUAGUUAAACUGAUUUCUUUGGACUUACGUAAUAACACUCUUGAUAUACAUUCUCUACCGGAGAAUGUUUUUGAUUCGUCAUCUUUUUUGAGGAUUUUAGAUUUAUCUCAGAAUAACUUCCGUCACUAUCCUGAGAAAGUUUUAGAAAAAUUAUCAAACUUAGAGAGAUUAUCAAUCAAUGGUAUUAACAACCAAAACUUUGGAAACGGAUUUCGUUUUCUACGUAAAUUAACAUAUCUUAAUUUUGACCCUUGUAUGAUUACUAGAAUAGGCAACAACACAUUUAAUGUUUUUAAGAAUAUAAAACUGAAGGAACUGUAUUUUCAUUGUAAGAUAAGUCAUGUGGAACCAGGCGCUCUCAAUCCAUUGCAGUCGAUAGAAAGUCUCGAUAUUUCAAAAAACUAUCAUGUCCGGGUAUCUUAUCUGCUUGAAUUAAUGAAUGGUCUUAUGGACAGAAAUAUAACAUCAAUAAACUUUUCCAAAAAUUUCAGAACUCUCGCCUCCAGUGACGUUUUGUUGGCAUCACAGUUUUCAAUGAUUGGAGCAGUCUGCGUAAAAGAAGUCGACUUGAGUCGUAACCGUAUAAUAUCGAUACAGUCAGGAGGAAUAAAUUUAAUGAAACAUAAAAAUUGCUUAGAAAAACUUAUUCUCAAAAAGAAUAGUAUAUUGGGAGACCGUAGUAUUGUUAUAGAAUUGGUUCAACUGGUAAACUUACGUUGGCUAGAUAUAUCGAAUGAGGUAACGUUACACGUCAAAACGAAAGUUAAUAAAAACAAACACUGUGAACGUCGUCUAGAUAUAACAGACACAAAAUAUUCCUCUGACAGAUUAACGUUUGCCUUCCAACUACCACGUAAUCUGCAAUAUAUAGAUGUAUCAUAUUUUGGUAUAAGAAAUUCUGGUUUAGUUAAUCUAAAUUUCACCAAUGCUGGUAAAGUGGAUUUCUUAAAUCUAGCUGGUAAUAAAUUCAAAGAUUGUCUUGGACAUUUCCAAGGACUGUCACAUUUACAAACACUUGACAUAUCGGAUUUUAAUUGUAGUGAGCUUGAUCUAAAAAUGAUCAGUUUUAUGCCAUAUCUGAAAACACUGAUUAGCAGAAGAACACAUUUAAAUGCAGGAUUGCAAAAUGAUGUAACUGGUGAAUUUUUAAAACAAUUAUUUGAGGUGAAACAUAUUGACUUCUCAGACAAUGGGUUUGUUACAUUCAAUCAAAACAUGUUUGUAUCGCAGUACCGUUCACUCAUUUCAUUAGAUUUAUCAAAAAACAAAUUUUCCAAAUUCCCUAUUCAAAUCAGCAAAUUUUCAACUUUGAUGAAAUUAAGUCUCGUACAAAAUCGGAUUUCUUUUCUACAGAAAUCUGAUAUGAAUCAACUGGAGAACUACAUACGUAAGAAUAAUAUUAAAUUUGAGCUUCUUUUGAAUGGCAAUCGUUUCGUUUGCAUUUGUGAUUCUAUCGAUUUUCUGAGAUGGCUUCAGGAAACAAAAGUUACACUAGAUAAAAACCGCAACUACUCGUGUGUGUAUAUUGAUAACAGCCAGAAAACAACAGUUUAUGCAUACAAACAUCUUGAAUUCAUAGAAAGUAAAUGUCUCAGUAAGAUAUGGCUUACAAUAACAAUAAUUUGUGUGGUGGUUUUUCUUUUCAUUUUCACAUCAAGUGUUAUAGCAUACAAAUAUAGAAUAACACUACAUUUUUGGUACCUUCAUACCCGCCGGAAGUACCGCCAUUACACAGCACUGGAAGGAGAUUCUAAAGAGUACAAGUAUAAUGCAUUCGUUGCUUAUUGUAAUGAAAAUGAAGAAUGGGUUUGUGGGUCUCUUGUUAAUUAUUUGGAAAAGAAAAAUGGUUUAGCAUUAUGUUUACACGAUAGAGAUUUUGCAGCUGGGAAGCUUAUUAUGGAUAAUAUCAUAGACGCCAUUUUUGAAAGCAAAAAAGUAGUUCUUGUUAUCAGUGAUGAAUUCUUGAAAAGUUCAUGGUGCGAGUUCGAACUUGAUAUGGCGAGAAUGAAAAUGUUUCAAGACAACAGAGAUAUGUUGGUCGUUGUCCUGUUGGACAAACUUUCUACGUCACAAAUGCCAAUUUCCUUACAGAGAAUUUGGAACAAAGUGACAUGUUUAGAAGUUGACGAAACAAUCUGUACAAAUCAAAAUGGCAAUUUUGAACAUUUAUUCUGGAAAAGACUAUAUGAAGCAGUCGUGAUGUAAAUGGAAAUUUAAAAAGUUAAUCAAUUCUACUCAUUACACGAAAAAAAAAAAAAAAACAUCUGCGAUGUUGUGCAUUCCUAAAGCAAUCUAUGGACAAGUGUCUAUAAACCAUAUAAAGCUCUAAAUCACACUGAAACAUUGUUGAUUAAGAAGUAUCAUCAACUUUGUGUUAUUUUUCUAUUAAUUUAUUUGUUACAAUGAAGACAUGUAUCAGUUUACAAGUAGUAAAUGUAUGUCUAUGACACACGGCGUUCCGAUCAAUAAAAUCAUGUGAAUAUUUCAUUUCCGGAAUACACUUGAAACAUCUAUAUUAAACAAGUGAGGAUACAGAUACAUAUUGUCAGUGGUGCAAAGGUUGAUACAGACGUAUAAAUGUCUACACUGCAGAUGUAUAUGUGACAAAAUAAGUUCAUUUUUAGUAAAAGAAAAUGUACUGUGGUCAUGAAACAGACAUACUACUUCUAAUAUGUUUUUGUCGUUAUGAAUAACCAAUGGAAUUUGACAACAGGCAAAACCUUUAUAUUCAAACUACUGGAUAGGCAUUGUCGUUUAACACCUAAUGUUCCUUUUAGUUGGAAAGCAAAAGACAUACCCUGAAUGAAUUAUUAUCUUACUUCCUAUACAUUUCUAGGAAUAUCAUUGGUUAAAAGCGAACAGAUAUGCCUCAGUUUAGAAAAUGUCAGUAACAUAUAUAGUGAAAGAAUAAUUUUGAAGAGUUGAGCUUUUUUAUAGCAUUAAAAAUACAUAACUUUCA